This is a messenger RNA of Pygocentrus nattereri (red-bellied piranha), 1138 nucleotides long. Its product is annotated as transcription factor HES-5-like. Gene Ontology annotation, biological process: regulation of neurogenesis; regulation of transcription by RNA polymerase II; anterior/posterior pattern specification. Lineage: Eukaryota; Metazoa; Chordata; Actinopteri; Characiformes; Serrasalmidae. Gene Ontology annotation, molecular function: DNA-binding transcription factor activity, RNA polymerase II-specific; RNA polymerase II cis-regulatory region sequence-specific DNA binding; protein dimerization activity. The record is from RefSeq and is a predicted model, not a curated record. The coding region runs from base 115 to 486 and encodes 123 amino acids. The transcript has 2 exons. Gene Ontology annotation, cellular component: nucleus.
ACGUCUUCUCCUCACAGAGAGCUCAGCAGAAGUCCUACAAUCACUGCAGCUCUCAUCUCCUCCAAACAGCAUCUUCCUCUAACAAACAAGCUGAGGAAGCCAGUAGUGGAGAAGAUGCGCAGAGAACGCAUCAACAACAGCAUUGAGAAGCUCAAGUCUCUCCAGGGCAGAGAAUUCCUAAAGCAGCAGCCAGAUUCCAGACAGGAGAAAGCCGACAUCCUGGAGAUGACGGUUCAUUUCCUGAUGCAACAGCAGAAGCAGCAGCAGCGAGAGCAGCAGUCCUACAACUCUGUUUGCUCCGCUUCAGCCAGUGAAGGCUACGGCAGGUGUGUGCAGGAGGCCGUCAUCUUCCUGUCUCAGUGUGGAGUUCAGACUCCAUCCCAGAGAAGACUGCUGAGCCACUUCCUCACCAUGCAGCCUUCCAUGGAGAAAAGCACAAGUGUCCUGCUGAUCUGUUCUUCAGUCUGCAACAUCAGCAGCAACUAGGAAACUCCAGCCCCUACUGCGCUCUGGAGACCCUGCUAGAUCCCUGUGGACCCUUUGCCAUUACAUACACACUUUAACAUGUCACUGUGAGACUGACAUCGACUAAGUUUCCUAAGAUUGUAGGAAUGUAAUUCCUCUGAUUUUAUGUUCAUUCUAUAUAAACAUGAGGAAAUGUUUCCAGUUUGGGAAUCUUUAUCAUAUUCUUACUGUGUAAUCAGAUUAUCUUUGUUUGAAUGGAUAAACUAAGCUCAUAUUGGGUUUAUAGUCUCUGCAUUUUGCAGGUUGUUUGAAAUCUGCUUUUAAUUAAUGAAAGCUCUUGCUCUUCUUUCUCUCACUGUGUAAGAAUCACUUUUUGAAUGUCUGACAUUCUUUAGUGCACUUUAGUACUUUUUUCUCCUACGGAGACUAGACUAGACUAGACUGUGCAGUCUAAACAUUUGUAACACAUUUCUUGUGAAAGAACAAAUACGUGUUUGCAUGUAUGAUUAUAAUAUUCAGUUAGCUACAUUAGCUAUGUGCUACUUUAAGGCUCUCCAAACUUUGGAUUUUUGAGUUUGUCACCUUCAGUGAAGGUUAUGGAUGUUAUAUUACUGUAUUUGUGGACACACAAAAUCAAUCAUUACAACCAAAAAGUCCUGAAAAUAAACUGUAA